AUGGUAACUUAUUGGAUCCUCAAUUCUCUUUCACCAAACUUGAGAGAUGGACUGCAAUAUGUAAAUAAUGCUAAAGAACUUUGGGAAGAAUUAGAGGAUCGUUAUGACCAAACGAAUGGCUGUAAGUUGUACCAAAUCCAGAAGGAGAUCAAUGACCUGGUAAAAGGAAAUCUAGACAUCACUGGCUACUAUACAAAGAUGAAGAAAUUAUGGGAGGAAAUGAACACCAUUGACAUUGCAUCUCAAUGCUCUUGUGUGUACACUUGUAGUGGAAAGACCAAGAUGUACAAGGUUGAACAAGACACGAGACUCAUACAUUUCUUAAUGGGGUUGAAUGAGGUGUAUACUGCUAUGAGAGGGAACAUUCUAAUGAUGGAUGUUCUACCUACCAUGGCACAAGCUUUUGCUAUUUUGUGUCAAGAGGAGAAGCAAAGGGAGAUGAAGCCUCAUAACUCCACUGCCCUAGAUUCCACAUCUCUUGUUGCAUAUUCUUCAACACACACUAGAAAGGGUUUUAAGACCAACUACAAUUCAAACAGAGGAAGUACAAGUAACUCUGGCAAUUCUAAUUUUAGGGCAAGUUCCAGCAGUGUAAAUGCUUACUCACAAACCAGACCUCAAUUGUUUUGUGACUACUGCAAGAGGUCUGAUCACACCAAAGAUAGGUGCUACAAACUUCAUGGCUAUCCAACAAGUUCCAAGUUUUCAAAAGGAAAGGGUUCAGCUUCAGCAGCUAAUGCAUACACUUCUGAGGAAGGGAACAACCAAGUUGAGGGAAAUCAUGAGCAGAGAAGACAAAUGCCACUGAACUUGUCUAAGAGUCAAUACGAACAGUUACUCAAUCUCUUGGGAACUCUACAAGUUGGAAACACUGAUGCUGACAAUUCAGAUAAUAUGCUAAGUGGAGCUGUGAACUUGGCAGGGUCCUUCUCUGAAGAGCCCUCUGGAGCUUGGUAG
Molecule: messenger RNA, 957 nt
Organism: Solanum verrucosum
Lineage: Eukaryota; Viridiplantae; Streptophyta; Magnoliopsida; Solanales; Solanaceae
Exons: 2
Coding region: 1-957 (318 amino acids)
Source: RefSeq, a predicted model, not a curated record